AUGGCUUCGUUGUCGAAGGCCUCCGACUCCUCCUCCCAACGAUCCAAGCGGUCGGAUCAGGGGAUGAUGGGCAGGGACGCCGCUGCCGCCUCUGCUGUCCCGAUCCACGGGAACCUGACGCAGUUGAUACGCCAAAUCAAAUCGGGGCGCCUCGCGUACAUCAAGGAGAAAUUGGAGGCGAACAGGAAGACGCUGCAGAGGCACUCCUGCGCGCUGUUCGACGUGGCAGCGGCGGCGGAGGUGGCGUCGAGGGGCACCGAUGGCGGCAACGCGCUGUCGCAGCGCGCGGCGGAGGGACAGUCCAGGCUCGCUGGGUCAGACCUGGCAAACGGGAUAGAGGAGAGGGACGUGGUGUACAUGCAGGAGGAGAACCUGGCGGCCGGGACGCUCGUGCUCUCCAGCUCGGGCGCUGCCGCGCAGCGGACAGUCGUGCGGUUCGUGAAGCUGCCGUUGGUUGAGAGGAUCCCUCCGUACACCACUUGGAUCUUCCUGGACAAAAACCAAAGAAUGGCCGACGAUCAGUCAGUUGUUGGUAGGAGAAGAAUUUAUUAUGAUCCAGUCGGAAACGAGGCUCUGAUCUGCAGUGACAGUGAUGAAGAAAUCCCAGAACCAGAGGAAGAGAAACACUUUUUCACAGAGGGAGAAGAUCAAUUGAUAUGGAGAGCUACUCAAGAGCAUGGGUUAAACCGAGAGGUUGUUAAUGUCCUCUGCCAGUUUAUUGAUGCAACCCCAUCAGAAAUUGAGGAAAGAUCUGAAGUUCUAUUUGAGAAAAAUGAGAAGCACUCUGCAUCUUCAGAUAAGAUAGAGAGCCAACUUUCGCUGGACAAAACUAUGGAUGCCGUUCUGGAUUCUUUUGAUAAUCUCUUCUGCCGCAGAUGCUUGGUUUUUGAUUGCCGCCUCCAUGGUUGCUCACAGAAUUUGGUAUUCCCAUGUGAGAAGCAACCCUACAGCCUUGAGCCUGAUGAAAACAAAAAGCCAUGUGGUCAUCAGUGCUACCUUCGAUGGAGAGAAGGAUUUCAAGAGAUGCAUGAUGAUGGUCUUGGUGGCUGUGCAACAUAUACUAUGGAAUCAGGAACUGCCUCACACAAAGUUGAUGUUAAUAUUAUGUCUGAAUCAGAAGAUUCAAACCGAGAGAAAGGCAACAUUAGAUCCAUGACACUAGUUGGAACCAGUAGAUCAAAAAUAAUUUCUUCUGUUAGUGCUGAAGAAAGCACUACUCCGCCUUCAGCAGAUACCUCUGAAACAGAGAAUGUAUCCUCUGAUUUGCCUCCCAGUAGUUUAAGGAAACACAAGAUUUCAAAACAUGGACCUAGGUACAGGGAGCGUUCUCCUGGCAAAAGGCAGAAGGUUUUCACUUCUGACAUUUCUUUUGCAAGCAAUAUACUGAAUAAACUUUCCAUUCCGGAGAUUCGUGACACAAGACAAGAGUCUAGAGAAUCUGGGGGUGAUAAACUACAAAUUGUUGACGAGUCCACUAAGAAGACUUCAAGCAAAGAUAUCUGUGGAGAAAGCCCAACUACUACUACUGAUAAUGUGGGAAGAGAGAGUAAUAAAGUAUCUUCAACAAAUAAUUUAUUGGAGCACACUCUUUCUUGUUGGAGUGCCUUAGAGCGAGAUCUAUACUUAAAGGGCAUAGAGAUAUUUGGAAAGAACAGCUGUCUCAUUGCCAGAAACUUACUAUCUGGUCUGAAGACCUGCAUGGAAGUGGCCAACUACAUGUAUAACAAUGGUGCAGCGAUGGCGAAGAGACCUCUCUUGAAUAAAUCCAUCUCAGGCGACUUUGCAGAAACUGAACAAGACUACAUGGAGCAAGACAUGGUUUCCAGAACAAGAAUCUAUCGUCGGAGGGGCCGCAAUCGAAAGCUGAAAUAUACUUGGAAGUCUGCAGGGCAUCCAACUGUUAGAAAAAGAAUUGGUGAUGGGAAGCAAUGGUACACACAAUAUAACCCAUGUGUGUGCCAGCAAAUGUGUGGUAAAGAUUGCCCCUGUGUGGAAAAUGGAACUUGCUGCGAAAAGUACUGUGGGUGUUCGAAGAGCUGCAAAAACAAGUUUAGAGGCUGUCAUUGUGCAAAAAGUCAAUGCAGAAGCAGACAGUGCCCCUGUUUUGCAGCCAAUCGUGAAUGUGAUCCAGAUGUUUGUAGGAAUUGCUGGGUGAGCUGUGGAGAUGGUUCACUAGGUGAGCCACCUGCAAGAGGUGAUGGCUAUCAGUGUGGAAAUAUGAAGCUCCUUUUGAAACAACAGCAAAGGAUUUUGUUAGGAAGAUCUGAUGUUGCAGGUUGGGGUGCAUUCAUUAAGAAUCCUGUACAUAAAAAUGAUUAUCUUGGAGAAUAUACUGGUGAAUUGAUCUCUCACAAGGAAGCAGACAAACGUGGCAAAAUUUAUGACCGGGCAAACUCAUCAUUUCUGUUUGAUUUAAAUGACCAGUAUGUAUUGGAUGCUUAUCGCAAGGGGGACAAAUUGAAGUUCGCAAAUCACUCAUCUAACCCCAACUGCUAUGCAAAGGUGAUGUUGGUGGCUGGCGACCAUCGGGUUGGUAUCUAUGCGAAGGAGCAUAUUGAGGCUAGCGAGGAACUCUUUUAUGAUUAUCGUUAUGGGCCUGACCAGGCUCCAGCUUGGGCUAGGAGACCCAAGGGAUCAAAGAAGGACGAAGCAUCCGUCUCUCACCAUCGAGCACACAAAGUUGCUCGAUAG
Molecule: messenger RNA, 2691 nt
Organism: Miscanthus lutarioriparius
Lineage: Eukaryota; Viridiplantae; Streptophyta; Magnoliopsida; Poales; Poaceae
Source: the annotation of a GenBank genome assembly